Messenger RNA from Juglans regia (Persian walnut), 1700 nucleotides. RefSeq names its product G2/mitotic-specific cyclin-1-like. Bases 143 to 1432 code for a protein of 429 amino acids. NCBI's taxonomy places the organism in Eukaryota, Viridiplantae, Streptophyta, Magnoliopsida, Fagales, Juglandaceae. Gene Ontology annotation, biological process: mitotic cell cycle phase transition; regulation of cyclin-dependent protein serine/threonine kinase activity. Gene Ontology annotation, cellular component: centrosome; cyclin-dependent protein kinase holoenzyme complex; nucleus. The transcript has 11 exons. The record is from RefSeq and is a predicted model, not a curated record. Gene Ontology annotation, molecular function: cyclin-dependent protein serine/threonine kinase regulator activity.
CUAUAUUUCUCUCUACCUUUGUUCGUAUUUUCUUGGAGGAGGGGCUCAGGUCUUUAGAUGCUCUACCCUUUAGGCUAGUGGGUCUUGGGAUCGAGGAGCUUUGUUCUUUGUUAGUCAUUGUUCUUGCUAAUAAUCAAAGAAAAUGGUUAUUACUGACGAGAACAAGCCCACAAAUUUUCAAGUCGGAGGGUUAGAGAUGGGUACUAGAAAGUCCAGCAGGCAGGAGAUUAGGCAGAACAGAAGGGCUUUAAGCGUCAUUAAUCAGAAUUUAGUGGGAGCUCAAGCAUACCCUUGUGUUGUCAACAAGAGAACCCUGUCAGAAAACUAUGAUAUCUGUGAAAAGAAGCAGGCAGAUCCAGUGCAUCGACCAAUCACGAGGAAGUUCGCGGCACAAAUUGCAAACACGCAGCAAGCUUCUUUCCAGGAAACCAAGAAAGCAAAUCCAUCAGCUUCAGAGGGAUUUCAAGCUUGCAUAUUUAUAGACGAGGAACACAAGUCAACUAAAGAAGACCAACCAGUGCCCAUGUUUUUAGAACAAACAGAAGCAAUGUCUAGUGGAACUGAAGAAAUGGAGGAGAUUGAAAUGGAGGAUAUAGUUGAAGAGCCUGUCAUGGAUAUUGACAGCUGUGAUGCGAAGAAUCCACUUGCAGUUGUGGACUACAUUGAAGAUCUCUAUGCCUACUACAGAAAAAUGGAGAGUUUUAGCUGUGUCUCUACGAAUUAUAUGGCUCAACAAUUUGACAUCAAUGAGAGGAUGAGAUCCAUACUGAUUGACUGGCUUAUUGAGGUCCACGAUAAGUUUGAACUGACGAAAGAGACAUUGUUCCUAACGGUUAAUAUAAUAGACAGAUUUUUAUCUAAGCAAACAGUAGUAAGAAAGAAACUUCAGUUGGUGGGUUUGGUUGCCAUGCUCUUAGCGUGCAAAUACGAGGAAGUUUCUGUUCCUGUAGUCGGAGACUUGAUUCUUAUAUCAGAUAAAGCUUACACAAGGAAGGAGGUUCUGGACAUGGAGAGCUUGAUGGUCAACACAUUGCAGUUCAACAUGUCAGUUCCAACCCCGUAUGUUUUCAUGCAAAGGUUCCUCAAGGCUGCUCAGUCGGAAAAAAAGCUUGAGCAACUGUCCUUCUUCUUGAUCGAGCUUUCGCUGGUGGAGUACGAGAUGCUCAAGUUUCCACCAUCUUUAUUAGCAGCUGCUGCAGUCUAUACUGCGCAAUGUACUCUUUAUGCGUACAAGCAGUGGAGUAAGACCUGUGAAUGGCAUACCAGCUACUCAGAAAAUCAGCUAUUAGAAUGCUCAAGACUAAUGGUAGGUUUCCACCAAAAUGCAGCAACAGGGAAACUCACUGGGGUACAUAGAAAAUACUGUACAUCUAAGUUUGGCUAUACUGCAAAAUCUGAACCGGCUCAUUUUCUGUUGGAUACCCAACUAUAGCAGGCCAUGCACAGUUACUAACAUUACAUGACUUUGUAAUUGGGUUGCUUGGGGAUGGGGAAACACUCAUCAUUAUAGAGCAACUUGGGUUGCACUGGUCAUUGAUCUUCUAGAUUACUAAGCCUGCAGCCUCGGUUGUUAAUUGCACACAGCCAUGGUUGUUUUCCUUAAGUUCUAAUUGGAAAUAAUCAUUCUUUUCCCCUUCAAAUUGUACUUCUACUGUUGUUCUCUGAACAAUAAUGUGAUGACAGUGUCAUAUUUCCUUUUC